Molecule: messenger RNA, 762 nt
Organism: Adineta steineri
Lineage: Eukaryota; Metazoa; Rotifera; Eurotatoria; Adinetida; Adinetidae
Source: the annotation of a GenBank genome assembly
AUGCGUCCAAUGGAUCAUCAUGAUAAUACACAAAAUAGUACUAAUAAUGUUUUAAAACGAGAAAAUAGCAAUCAUUCUUCAAGUCCAAUAUCAGCAUCAUCACCACCACUUACACCAACAACUAAUAUACGUAUUAAUAGUACUUUACGAAUAACAACUAUGUUUGACAAUAUUCGUACUGGUAAAGUGGUAGCAUAUGAUCCGUCAUCGAAUUUGGUUACAUUACAUAUUAAAGGUUCAAAACCGGGUACAACAUCUGUAGCUGUUAUUAAUCUUAAUCAUUGUCGUGAACAUACUGUUGAACAAGAACCAAAUGAUGAAACACUUGAUCCACUUUAUCCUGUUGAUAUUAAUAAACUUAAAAAACGUCAAACGGAAAAUGAAGCUGAAAAAAGAAAAGAAGCAUUAUUUGUUAAUAUAAAAGCUAGUCGAAUUGGUCAAGCACUUUUUCGAGAUAUUAAAAAAACAAUGAAUCAAGUUAUUCGUUGGUCAAAUAAUGAUAUUCUUAUUAAUAAUUGUGUACGAAUUAGUGAACCAUAUCGUUCAGAAAAUGUUUCUAUUGAUGCUCCGGCACAUCCGAAUAGUGCAGCUAGUAAAGCAUCAGCAAAAGGUGAUAAUGAUACAAAAACACAUAUUAUUAAAUUGGUAGAAAAAUUUUGGUCGGAUCCAUCAAAAUCAGUUCCUAAUAAUGAUUUAACACGAACAAAAUCAGACAAUUCAAGUAAAACAACAGACACAAAUGAAUCAGCAUCAACGCCUUGA